AUGGGUUUCUCUGCCUUGCUGCCCAGCGCUGUGCUCACCUUCGUGCUGCUGCCGCUGCUCCUCUUCCUGGCCGCAGUGAAGCUGUGGGACUUGUACUGCCUGCGCGGCCGCGAUCCCAGCUGCCCACUGCCCCUGCCCCCGGGCACCAUGGGGCUGCCCUUUUUCGGGGAGACGCUGCAGUUAGUGUUGCAGGUGAGGAGAAGGAAGAGGGACGACGGGGGAGAGAAAAACAAACAAACCAAACAGGUGCCUUUGGGCUCCCCAGCUUGAUCCACCCCUCUUCUUUUCGCUCUCUUUUUGCAGCGGCGGAAAUUCCUGCAGCUGAAGCGGCGCAAGUACGGCUACAUCUACAAGACGCACCUCUUCGGGCGGCCCACGGUGCGCGUGAUGGGGGUGGACAACGUGCGCCACAUCCUGCUUGGAGAGCACCGGCUGGUGGCAGUGCAGUGGCCGGCGUCGGUGCGCACCAUCCUGGGCGCCGGCUGCCUCUCCAACCUCCACGACGGGCAGCACAAGCACCGCAAGAAGGCAAGCGGGGAGCGGCUCUGCCGGACGAAGGAGGCACCGCCGUAGCUCCGGGGCGGGGGGGGGGCAGCUCUCUGAAAGGCACGCCAGCCUCGGUGGGGCCGGAGGGAGAAGGGCUUCGUGUAGCGGGUUGGGGUGGCUCCGAGCCCGCGGGUGAGGGAAGUUGUGGAGCCGUUAGGUGACUUUUGAUUCUGGACUUCUGAAGAUUCCUUUCCUUUCUUAGCCGGCAGUGUAGUGGGGACCUCUUUCUGCUCAUUUUGCGGACUGGGGGCCUGGACUUCUGCCCCCGAUGGCGCCAUUGGGGGCGGGGGGGGGAUCUGCUCCAGAAGUAUGCCGUCGGCUCUUGGAGAGGGCGCCGAUUUUCACUGAAAUGAGAGAGCCCCCAAAUUCUAGAUUUCAGCCUCAAUUUGGAAUCUUAAGAAUUCCACGCAGGUCUGUGGAACGCGCUUCUUCCUAGUAGCAACUCAAUCCCAGGCACGUAUACUCAGAAGUCACACUGAUUGCACGUCGGGCUCUUCCCUGGCAGGACUGCAGUCGAAGCGUGUUCAGGGAUUGCAAGCCCGCGCGCGUUUCUCUGCCUGCCUGCUUCCUGGAAGAAACCCCCGACGUGUUCGGUGAUGGGCUUUUAUUUCUGCGUAAACACAGGUCGGCUCUGGCUUUCUCAGGAAGAGUUCUAAGGGAAAGAGGACGAGGUUAGAAGGCCAGGGUGCUAAAAACACAUCUGGGGGAAAGUCCGUUCCAAUAAAAGCGACUCCCAUAAAACGAAUGGCGCCUUCCAUAAAUAGCCUCGAGAAGUAAAAGGGAGCAAUCGAGAGACCAUAAAAAGAGGUCUUGGCGCCCCGGCCUUCCACACCACGCGGCGAAGUCUCCUUGAUUUCAAAGGUGCUUUCUUCCCUUUCAAGUCGCGGGGCGCAGGAGUGCCAAAAUGCGAACCGACAUUUGGAGGAAACGGCACUGUUGACGCCCACCCUCCAACUCCCCAGUCCUUCUCCGAAGGUUUUCUUUUGGAAAGGCGCCUCCUAACUCAAAACCGCGAAACAACAGUUUUCUGUCGUCUCUGCUUUGAACUGGGGACUUUUGGAGCCUCGAUCCGCCCCGUCGAGUUCGGUGGGAUUUACUCUGAUGUCCAGCCAUCUGCUUGCAGCCUUAAUCGCCGAGUUUAGCGCCUGGAACCUGUUUGCAUUUGGGUCGACUCCUGAGCAGACUUACUUGGACGCAAGUGCCUUUCAAAUCGGGGGUACGAGGCUGGCUCUCCGCGCCCCUGGUCUUGGCUUGCAGCAAGGCAGAAACAACCCCCUGGAUUCGAAUCCACGGCCUUGCCAAACGCGCCACCAAAGUUUUUAACCGCGGGCGCGCAGACCUCUUUUUAAAAAAACCUCGCCAUUUUUUGUGGGAGGACCCACUUGGCAAGCAGAAGAGCGCAGGACGAAGCGCUGCGGCUUUCCGCCAGACUUGGAGCACUUGUUUAGCUUUGCGGGCUGUUUUUUUCUUUAAAAAAAGUUCCUCCCCUCCGAAGGUCCCCUUAAAAGUAACCGCCUCUCCUUCCGCCGCAGGUAAUCAUGCGCGCUUUCUCCCGGGAGGCCCUGCAGCACUACAUGCCGGUCAUCCAGGAAGAGGUGAGCGCCUGCCUGCGCCAAUGGCUCCUGGUGAGCGGCGGCGGCUCUUGCCUGCUGGUUUACCCGGAGGUGAAACGCCUCAUGUUCCGCAUCGCCAUGCGCAUCCUACUGGGCUUCCGGCCCAGCCCGACGGCGGGCUCGGACGGCGAGCAGCACCUCAUGGAGGCAUUCGAGGAGAUGAUCCGCAACCUCUUCUCGCUGCCCAUCGACUUGCCUUUCAGCGGCCUCUACAAGGUAAAGGGUGGUCUGAGAGGUUGUGGGGGAGGGAGGUGGGAGGUGGCCCGAGGGGGACCCCCUGCCCGGACAUGGCAAGCGGCGCUCAGGAGAGGGGAGCCUGCCUCUCUGAAGGGAUCCGCUCUUGCUUCCAGGGCUUGAGGGCGCGCGAUGUCAUCCACGCCAAGAUCGAGGAGAGCAUCCAGGCGAAGCUGGCCGGGAAGGAGCCCCCCGACGGCUACAAGGACGCGCUGCAGUUGCUGAUGGAGCACACGCAGGGCAACGGGGAGCAGCUCAACAUGCAGGUGGGGAGAGGUCCCAAGGCGCUGGGAUCCUGACCGGGCUCUCUCUCUCUCUCUCUCUCUCUCUCUCUCUCUCUCUCUCUCUCAGCUUUGGGGGCCGGGGAUUCCAGUGCUGGAGCUGGUCUAGUAGCCACCAGGGACUCUAGGAUGCCCCCGAGUCAAUAGCACCUGCUUUUUCGAAGUUAGGGUUGCCAGGCUGGGUUUUUAAAGACUGCAUAGCAGGCAGAAAGUCACCAGGUGCAGCCUUUCCUGGUCAGGCAGAUUCAGUUGCAGAGAAAGCACUAUCGGCAUUUCCUCCAUUCAAAUGAUGGAGUUAAAUAUGGUUCCCACCCCCACCACUUUGUAAAGGGGCUGGAAAUAUCUGUCUAAUGAGGGUAGGUGACCUGUUUAGAGCAUUCAGGGUUUCUGUGUGUAGUGACAGGAUGGACUAAACUCAACAAUUCUUCCUUUGCUGUUAGAGCUCCAUGUCUGAGAAAGGCUUUCUGCCUGUCUGUGCAGCAUUAAAAUAGGUUCCUUUGAGAAGAAAUUGUAUUGGUGUAUGUGUGUGUGUGUGUGUGUGUGUGUGCGCGCGCAAGGCCAUCGUGCUCCUCAUUCAGAGAACCCCCCACCAGCAGACUUUGAUGCCCUUUGUUCCCACUUUAUGCUCAUUUUAGAAAGCAUCCUUUCCCCAGGAUCAUUCAAAACACUGAUUUUAAAAUAUAGUUCUCAUUGACAUACUUCAAUUUUUUUUCUGCAGGGGUGUUUUAUUAUUUACUGUGCGGCAUGUUGUGAUGGGUGGUGCUGGGACGUGGGUGGUGCUGUGGUCUAAACCACUGAGCCUAGGGCUUACUGAUCGGAAGGUCAGCGGUUCGAAUCCCCGCAGCAGGGUGAGCUCCCAUUGCUCGGUUCUUGCUCCUGCCCACCCAGCAGUCCGAAAGCAUGUCAAAGUGCAAGUAGAUAAAUAGGUACCACUCCGGCGGGAAGGUAAACGGCAUUUCCGGGCGCUGCUCUGGUUUCGCCAGAAGCGGCUUAGUCAUGAUGACCACAUGACCUGGAAAAACUGUCUGCGGACAAACGUCGGCUUCCUUGGCCAGUAAAGCGAGAUGAAUGCCGCAACCGAGACUGGACUUAACUGUCAGGGGUCCUUUACCUUUACCUUUUAUGUUGUCAUAAAAAGCAGUGGGCUGGCCUUCUCAGGUGGUGACCUGCCUGGAUGUUUGGCAUCCCAUUCAGGGUUUUGGUUUUUUUAAUUAAACAAACACACCUUUCUUUGAAUUGAAGUAAUGUUCAUUCAUUGGACUCUAGGGGUAUAUAUAUUCCUGUACAUGUCUGUUCAGAAAUAAGUGCCAUUGAGCUUACAGGUAAGGGUGACACCUAUUAGGACAACUCCACCUUAGUUGAUUGCAUGGGUUUUAAUUGGCUGCUUUUAAAGCUGCAUGCAUGUUCUGUAGGAACAAGGCAUAGUGCUAAAGGGAAAAUUGAAUUCUUUGAGAGCUAGUGUGGUUGUAGUGGUUACAAGUGUUGGACUCUGAGUGAGAGAGCUUUGAAUCUCCACCCAGCCAUGAAGCCGCUUGAGAGCGACUUUGGGUCAGUCUCUUUCUCAGCCUAUCCUACAGGGUCGCUGGGACAAUAAAAUGGUGAGGAGGAGUGGUCAGUGUUCUCUGGCUUCAGCACAUGGGGGGGCCGCUGGAAUAUUAUAAUAGUGGUGGCGGUGAUGAUGACUAAUUUGUUUUAGUUGAUGUCCUCUUGUUGCAACAGGCAAUAACUUGGGUCCCUCUGAAAUCAAUGUGAAAAUGCUAGUUGCAUCCUAGUGACAUGUUUUUGUAUAUGCUGGAAGCUGCCCAGAGUGGCUGGGGUAACCCAGUCAGAUGGGCAGGGUACAAAUAAUAAAAUUGUUAUUAUUACUAUUAGUAGUAGUAAUAGUAAUAGUAGUAGUAGUAUUAAACAACUGGCUGAUCAAUGAAUUGCUAUGGUCCUCAAGUUCUCAGAAGGAUCUCAGUGCUCAGUCUGUAGGAAGUGGGCACAACUGGAGCUGCUCUCCAAUUUUCUUAGCUACCCUGCCCUUCUCCCAAAACUUCUUAGUCUUUAGUUUUUAGUCUUUUUAGACUACACACAGAAGGAUGCAUAAUAUACCUUUGUCCCAUGAAAUCACUAUGUGCGGAAAACUGGGUUAGAACCCAUCACCUGGACAUCCAAGCUUUCAAAACGGCAGAGUUUUUAUGUUUGGCAUGGAGGAAUAUUCAGCAUGUGACUAUGCCCAUGUAGUCACAAGUGGAGCAGCCCAGCCAUGGGACUGGUUCACACUUGGGUGCUAAACCUAUGGCAGCUUUGUUCUCUUAAUUCACAGCAGGGUUUGAGACCCGCACUGCGCUCCACUCUUGCUUAUUUAUUUAGCCCAUUUAUAUCCUGCUCUACACCUGGGUGGGUCAAUGAGAACAUUCCUCAACACCAAACCAAUUCCUAAAGCAUGCAACACAAAAAAUCAUGCAAUAGGAGCAGCAGUUAGGGAGCAAUCUGAAAUGAUAGUGGCAGUGUCACCUAGAGGGCUGGGUCAGAUAAGUGUUAACCUGACAUCUAACUACCAGCCAUUUUCUCUUGCAUGUUUCUUAACUCCUGGAAAGUGCUUGCUUCUACUGUCUCUUACAACCACACUCUUGUCUUGACUCUGCAGUACAUGAAUGAGGAACCUGUGGCCCUCCAGAUGUUGGUGGACAUCCCAUCAUUAUUGACUAUUGGCUGUGCUGACUAGGACUGAUGGGAAGUUAAGCCCAGGAACAUCUGGAGGACCAAAAGUUCCCCAUCCCUGCCUUACAACCUGACUUCUCUCUCCUCUCCUCUGCAAUGGACUUCACUAAGGUCAAAGAUGAUAUCCUUGCUGCUUGCCUGAUUCAAAGGUGAAUACUGUGCUCCCAUCCUCCCUGAUCUCUCUAACUGCCUUAGACCCAGUUUUUCACCACGUUUCUUGCUUGGCUCCUUCUGUAUCCUACCUUCUUCGACUCUGCUCUUAGUCAGUGGAAGAUUUCUCGCUUCUCAUUGAAAGGGAUUAUCAGAUAGUUAAUGAAUUUGACUCAGCAAGAUGCAAUUGUUGUGGGAAAACCAGAUGGAAAGUGACAGUAGAGAAUAGAAGUGGAAGUCCUGCUAGUGCAAGGAUUAGUACUAGCACAAUGGGAUUUCCCCUCUUCCUCCCUUCACAUGCCCUGAGCCAUCCCAUAGACCAGGGUUUCUCAAGCUUGGCUCUCCAUCUGUGUUUGGACUCUCAUCAUCCCUAGCUAGCAGGACCCGUAGUCAGGGGUGAUGGGAAUUGUAGUCCAAAAACAUAUGGAGACCCAAGUUUAGGAAACCCUGCCAUAGACCAUGCAGUGUGACCUGCUAUCCUCCUGCCUCAGGUUCUUGUGCAUUAUCAAACCAUCUUUAGGCAAGUUGGUGUCAUCUUUAGUAGGGUAAAGUGGCUGACUAGGGAGUGGCUGAUAACUAUGUGCAUCAGCCUCUCCCUUCAUUUCUUAAAUCAGCAAUGCAGAUGUCAAAGGAAUGUAGAAAGUAAAGGGAGUGGAUUGCAGUAUAUUCAGGUGGAGAAGAGCAGGUGGAUAUUGAGUGUGCAAUUUGAAGCCAAGGGGGAAGGUGUGGAAUGGGAAGGUGGUAGCCCUUGAAAGCACUGGGAGAAGAAUAGACCGUUCAGACUGGCAGAACUGGAAGGGGAAGGAGAAGACCUGUUUUGUCAGUGAGGAUUUUCGAGGACAAAGCAGGAAAGGGGGCUUGGAUGGUGAGGGGUUUAGGGGAAAGGCAGAAUCAUUGACUGAUCAGCAGCGAUUUUGGGAGGCCACAUGUUGAAAGGGGAUAGUGAUGGGUAUUUGCAGGAAGUAACAACUGUCGCUCCUACUGCUUCCAGUCUAACAAGCCAAUUUUUGUUGCAAAACUCUGGGCAAAAUAUAUGUUACAAUGAUGCUAUGCUGUCCAAAGACACGUGGUCUCUGGACAUUUGUAAAAUACAAAAAAUAAUAAUAGAGCAAUAAGAAGCACCCAUGAACUUAGCACAACAACAUGGCCAUUAAGUACCGGGAUCUGUGUCCCUGGGAAGUUUGCCUCUGCAGCCGCUUUGUGUGUGAUAGCCCUGAAGUAAAAGGAUUCUGGUGCAAAGUACAGCCUGAUGUUCUUUCUCCUGUUUUUCCUCUCCACCUGAAGGAGCUGAAAGAAUCUGCGACAGAGCUUCUUUUUGCUGGGCAUGAGACAACUGCCAGUGCUGCAACGUCCUUGAUUACUUUCCUAGGCCUUCACCAAGAUGUGCUGCAGAAAGUGAGGAAGGAAUUGCAAGAGAAGGUGGGUGUUGUCUAAGUGUUUGGAAGUCAGGCUGCACCGUGCAUGAAACAGGCUUCUGUGAUCCUGUAGACAGUCUUGGAAAUGGAGCUGGGAGACUUGGUUUGGAAACCCUGCUGGCACAGAUUACAAAUGAGUCUGGUCAUAUUAACAAAGCUAUCAAUAAAUAGGUGGAAUGAUGCUCAGGUAUGAUGCUAAAGGGGUUGCAUUUGGUGCUGUGGUCUAAACCACUGAGCCUCUUGGGCUUGCUCAUCGGAAGGUUGGCGGUUCAAAUCCCUGCAACAGGGUGAGCUCCCAUUGUUCAGUCCCAGCUCCUGCCAACCUAGCAGUUCAAAAGAACAUCAAAGUGCAAGUAGAUAAAUAGGUACCGCUGCGGCGGGAAGGUAAAGGGCGUUUCUGUGCGCUGCUCUGGUUUCGCCAGAAACGGCUUAGUCAUGCUGGCCACAUCACCCGGAAAAACUCUGCGGACAAACAUUGGCUCCCUUGGCCUGAAAGUGAGAUGAGCGCUGCAACCCCAGAGUUGUUUGCAACUGGACUUAACUGUCAGUGGUCCUUUACCUUUACCUUUUUAAGGUGAUUUUUCCUUUGUGCAACAGAAUGACCUCCCCCAGCUCACCCCUUAAAUCUUGUUCUGGGGUUCUCCCCAAUCUUCUGGAGCAGAUUUGGGUAUGGUAAUGCAACUAUUUAGCUGACUGCUGCCCAAGGUCUGUACUGAAUAUGCCAAACUUCUGCCGGUCUCUUUGUAUAUAUCUUACUCACUAGAGUGUAUAUAAAAUAUUUUCCUUUGUAGAAGUAGUGAUAUAAAGAGAUAAAGAUUAGCUUUACUAAUUAAAAUAUUACAUUUUUUUAAAUAUGAAAAAGAUAUCCUCCGUUUAAAUGGGCAGUGUCUUUUUCUAGAUGGUUAAUGUUUCAAAUAUAAGAAAAUAUCACUGGCAGAUGAAACGUUUCCUGUUCUUUUAAAAGGGAAUUGUUGCCAAGAACCAGGGGCACUGUGUCCCGUUUCACCGCUAGAGGUGAAACAGGAAAUGCCACCUUGCCCUGGCACUGCCGCCACUGCUGCAGAUGGUGCCCAUUCUUCAUUCAUCCUGCUACCUCCAUCAGUGAUGGAGAAGCAGUACUGGCAUCUGCGCCAAUUUCAGGCAAGGUCUCACCCAAACCAUGAGAUUUCUCCAUAAGAUCUCCAUGAUACCGGCACUGCUUCUGGAGGAAGUGGGGCAGGUAAGCCACCUGCGGGGUUCCUGCCUUGAGGGCGUUGCUGCCUGAGGUUGUCUAAUGGCAGGGCCAACUCUGCCAGGAACAAAUAUAAUAGUCUCUUAUAGUUACAUAAGUUUUGUUAACACGCCUCUAUCCAUAUUUAAUUGAGUCAAUCUCAUUUUAUUGUGACUGUCAUUAAUCAACAGAUGUCUGUGCCAUGCAUGUGGUAAACUUUACAGGUGUGUAUUUCAAACCGAGCAAGGGUCUCCCAGGCUCUUGGGAAGUACAUCACUUGAGUGGCAUGUAGAUUAUGCCAGGAAAUAUGUGGGCAGAAAUCUUUACUAAAUAUACAAAGUAAACAAAACAACCAUUCAGGAAGUGGCAACAAAAGUAUGUGUAAAGUAGGCAGGGGUGGAGGAAAGAAGUCAGAAUGGAGCUAAAAUCUUUGCUUUCACUUUCAGGUGCAAAAGGAAGUGGCGGGAAAUGUCAUUUUUAACAUACCGUUUUAAACAAUCUGUCCCUCUCUACAGGGAACUCUGGGAAUGGUAGUUCUGUGAGGGGAAUUAAGGGGUCUCCUUGCAACUCUCAGCACCCAUAACAAACUACAGCUCCCAUAAUAUUUUGUGGGAAACCAUGGCUGUUUAAUGCGGCAUGGAUACUGCUUUUUUAAUGUAUGGCGUGAAUGUGACCUAAGCCUGGAAGUUCUGGCUUUGGGAUCUUGCUUUGGGACCUAUUGCAUUAAUGCAGAUGUUCCUGUAGGGUGUGGGUGCUGGAUCGCUAAGCCUUCUCUCUACACUGGUACUCAAGACACAUCCUUUGUUUUCAGGGAUUGUUGGGCCACAUGAGCCAAGAGAAGCAUUUGGAAAUGGAACUCUUGGAGCAACUGAAGUACACUGGCUGUGUCAUCAAGGAGACUCUCCGUUUGAGUCCACCAGUUCCUGGAGGAUUCAGAGUGGCUCUCAAGACUUUUGAGCUAAAUGUAAGCAGGCAAAGCCCAUUUUCAUUAAGUCUCCAUAACAUCUCAGUUCUGCUGAUUUUCCAUGGAGAUCCUUUUUUAGUGCUUAGCAUCGCAACAAAAUAUUUCAGCAAUAACUGGACUGCUCAUACCAUAAUAAUAAAAAGUACAUUUAGAAUUUUUAUAAGAAGCAAACUUCCAACAGUUUCUGCAUGGCUGCAAUGCCUUGGGAUAAGCUUCAUCUGUCCCUCUCUGAAGCAGUUUUGAUUCUAUGAUUGGGGAGACAGAAAAUGGUCCUUUUUGGAUUAUGAUGUGGAUCUAAGUUACACAGAUGUAGUUUCUGUGGAGUCACAGUGUGGGGGGAAGUGGCACCUAUUGAAAUUGUUCUGUUCCAGAGUGCUUAAGCCUGUUCCUUUUGGUAUUGGAAUAAGUCAGACAUAACUAGCUCUUUUCGUGACAUUUGUCAUGCCAGAAAAGUAAGUUCUUGAAGCUGUUCUUAUGCCUUGGUAUGAGGAACUUAGCCAAUGCUUGCCUUUCAGUCUGAGCACCAUGUGCUCUUGCAAACGUGCAAGAGAGAAUUCUGGGAGUUGUAGCUUCUCCAAUGUGAUGCUAGGAAAAAAGUCUACCUGCUGAAAAUAUCUGCUAUGCAGCUUUACAAAAGGUGCAGGAAUACCUGUAUGGAACUAGCAGCCCUCUUUCCCCCUUUGAUAAUAGUAAAGGUGUUGCCAUCCUAAGGCAUUAUGAAUUAGGGAGCUAUGUUUCACAGAGAUUAGCUGUAGCUCUAGAGAAAGUGUGGCAGCCCAAGACAUUUUGUUACUUGAGGCAAAGGACAAAAUAGUGCUCUGUUUCAUGUACCAAGGUAUACCAGCACUGACUUUAGUUCUGAGAGAGUCCUCGACCGCAGCAGACGAGCUAUGGGGGUGCAGGCCAGGCCAUGUGAUUCUCAAAGCCCUGUCUGCUCUUCACCCACAUCUGCUGCCUUAAGCAGUCAUUCCACUCUGCCUAAUGGUAGGACCAGCUGUUCCCCGUUUUAUACGCAUGGUAGCCUCUGAACUUUCUUGGUACUGGUCACCUGUGCCAGGUGUAGGGCAGCUUUGGCCCUCCAGGUGUUACUGAACUCAACCCCCCCAUCACUCCUGGCCAUUGGCCAUGCUUGCAGAGGCUGGUGAGAGUUGUAGUUUAGCAACGUCUGAAGGUCCAAAGCCUAAGAGGUCCUAUGUGCCUAGGAAGUGGUGCAUGGAAUUCAUUCUGUCUUCACUGAGUGGAUGAUCAGCUUUGAACAGUGAAAUAAACAUAUUUUCCAUGUGUAGAUUACCCUUAGUGAGUAAGGGGAUGGCUUGGGUCAUCUUGCUGGAGCUGUUAGACAAAUCAGAAAGGUGCACUGUUAAAUCAAUCCUUAGUCUUAUAGAAGAAGAUGGCCUGUAAAUCUAUGUGGUGAGUAGAACCCAGACCAUGCCUUGGAAUCCAUUUCCCCAGUGCCAUUGUGAUGAGGUGCAUCAUCUUUCAAAAGACAUUAAUCUCUCAUAAACGGCUCCAUACAUGUGACCCAUUGUCUCUGUUUUGUGUCCUCAUUCCAUCUCUUGUUUCUUGUAGGGCUACCAGAUUCCUAAAGGUUGGAAUGUCAUUUACAGUAUCUGUGACACACAUGAUGUUGCGGAGCUUUUCACCAACAAAGAUGAAUUCAACCCCGACCGCUUCAUGUCUCCUUUCCCAGAAGACUCCUCACGAUUCAGCUUCAUCCCUUUUGGAGGGGGCUUGAGAAGCUGUGUAGGCAAAGAAUUUGCAAAGAUUCUUCUAAAAAUCUUUACUGUAGAGUUGGCCCGGAACUGUGACUGGCAACUUUUAAAUGGACCACCAACAAUGAAGACCGGCCCUACUGUGUACCCAGAGGACAAUCUGCCAACAAAAUUCACAAGUUUCAAUGGUCGGGUUUAAAUAAAUUCCAGGACAGUAUCACUGUGAUCUUAACUUAAGUUUUGGUGAAUUUAAAACAUGCACAAUGGCUUUUCAUAGUGUCCUAAAUUCAAUAUUAUAUAUUUAAAUUUAUAAUGUGUAAUAGUUAUUUAUAAGUGUGUUUUCUAAGAAUAUUUUUAAAGCUAUUUCAUGUAUUAAACUUUUUUUUUUUUUUUAGGCAAGCACUGUAAUUAUGAGUCCUUGGGAUUCAUAAAUGGAUAAUUUUAUUUCUAUAGAAAUAAAGUUUCCUUCUAUUUAAGAAUCGUACUCAAAGCUUGUUUACUAAUUAUGCUGAAACCAUUUAAGGACCUUUAUGUGUAUCCAGACACAUGGUCAAAAGUUAAAUGGAAUUAUAUGUAUACUGUGAACCAAAUUAUGUCAUAAAUAAAAAAAAAUUCUGCAGCUAG
Podarcis lilfordi (Lilford's wall lizard) is the source of this 11455-nucleotide messenger RNA. NCBI's taxonomy places the organism in Eukaryota, Metazoa, Chordata, Lepidosauria, Squamata, Lacertidae. The record is from the annotation of a GenBank genome assembly.